Molecule: messenger RNA, 1627 nt
Organism: Durio zibethinus
Lineage: Eukaryota; Viridiplantae; Streptophyta; Magnoliopsida; Malvales; Malvaceae
Cellular component (GO): nucleus
Molecular function (GO): RNA binding
Source: RefSeq, a predicted model, not a curated record
AGUACAAGCAGGAAAAACCCCAAUAAAUAGUAGUGGAUUGAAUUCAAGGGUUUUUGAGCCUUUGCCUCCCCUUGACCUUGGUGGUGAGAGCUAAGCUGAGCUGAGCUGAGCUGAGCAGAUAGAGAGUUAGGGUCUCUAGAAGAAGAAGAAUGGAGGGGAUAACCGAGGGGGUGAACAACUUGAACAUCGCGGAUUCAUCAGCCUCCAACAACAAGAAGAACCGUAUCCAAGUUUCCAAUACCAAAAAACCCCUCUUCUUCUACGUUAAUUUCGCCAAGAGGUACAUGCAGCAACACAAUGAGGUGGAACUCUCUGCUCUUGGAAUGGCUAUUGCUACAGUUGUUACCAUUGCCGAGAUAUUGAAGAACAAUGGGCUUGCUGUUGAGAAAAAAAUCAUGACUUCUACGGUUGACAUGAGAGAGGAAUCAGGGGGACGACCAGUUCAAAAAGCAAAAAUUGAAAUUCUGCUAGGGAAGUCCGAGAAGUUUGAUGAGUUGAUGGCAGCUGCUGCCGAGGAAGUCUUAGAUAAUGAGGAGCAGAGCUAAGAUGAGAUGUUCCUUUACUUUUAGCUUGUGUUUACUUGAUUGUGGACACUUUUAACAGUUCUUUUCUUGUUUGGGUGUAAGGAAUGAAGCUUACUUACUGUCCUGUGACGAUAUUUUUAGGAAUUUUUGUAAAAUACAAUGGCCCUUUGUUACUCAAAAUUCAAAUUUGUUGCUAAUUCCUUUGCUUACAUGGUCGAACAUUUGAAACUUUUGCUCUUCAAGCUUAUAGAUUGAUUUCUGUCUAGAUAAUUUACGGAUUUUCAUUUAGUCUUCAGCUUAUUUUGAUACAAAAAUCGCCAUUCCCAGUACCGUUUAACGAGUGGCAAUGAAAUAUGGCCUUUAUUUCCUAGAGCUUCUCGUGUCAAAAACUGCGAAACUAGCUGCAGAUCCCAUCUAUCAUGUCAGGUUCAACCAAAUUCUUUGGAAUUGGCUGAGUGAAACCGUUGCAAAAGGCAUUUUUCGCGCCCACCAAUCAUUCCGGAGCUUAUUCUCACUCCAUCACCUAUUCUCCAUUUUAUUCCCCCGCUUAUACAGUUAUAAGUUUUCAAAAUACUCUGCCAGCAAGCAAAAAAUCUCGACCAUGCGCAUAUAUUUCUUCCGAGCCAAUUCAUACCACAGAGCAUCUUUUCUUGCAUGCAAUUUCCAUCCCAAUACUUGUCUCAAUUCCUUUGCCUGCCCUGUUUCUUUUGUUUCCACCCUAAUCUCUUCAGUUACUUCGAAAACCACAUGCAGCUGAUGAUUGAUCAGAGAACAAGCACAUCAAUAACAUUUUCUGAAAAGUCAUUUUCCGCAUAAUAAACAGUACCUUUCCAUAUCUUUGUGUUUUUUUUCCCCUUGUAACACUAAGGACGCAACAAAAUUUGUAAAGCCUAAGAACAUGCUAAUUACAAUCGCUUCAAAAUCGGCUUUUUAACACUUUUUAUUUAUUAUUUCCAAGACGAAAUAAGUCGAACAUAGAUAAAGAAGGAACGUAAGUAGAUGAAAGUGUUUUUUUAAGAAAGAAAAAAAGCCAUGGUGAUUGUGGCCACCGCUUUCAAGAUGCUUCUAAAUUUCCAUUGCAGUUUCCCUUCCAGGCAGUUAAA